AUGCACCUCAAACGUAGCUUCAACACUGUCGGCGUUCACUGUGCCGGCGAAACUUGCGAUGUAGUCGUCGGAGGCGUUCGAGAUGUGCCUGGGAAAACCAUGUAUGAGAAGAUGAUGUACAUGUGGAAGACCAACGACGAACUCCGGAACCUUCUACUCAACGAACCUCGGGGCUGCUCUGCCAUGUGUCACAAUCUUCUUCUCCCGCCCUGCAAUCCUGAAGCCGACAUCGGAUUCAUCAUUAUGGAGCAUGAAGAAUACCCACCUAUGUCGGGAGCCAACACCGUCGCCACGACUACAUGCCUCCUCGAGACUGGGAUCAUUCCCAUGCAAGAGCCAGAAACAAUCGUGAAGCUAGAUGCGCCGGCUGGCCUCGUCACCGUAUAUGCCGAGUGCAGCAAUGGCAAAUGCAAAAGUGUCCGAUUCCACAAUGUCCCGGCCUUUGUCUUUGCCCUUGAUAAGGAGAUCUCAGUCCCCGGACUCGGUACUAUCGAGGUUGAUCUUGUGUAUAGCGGGAUGAUCUUCGUUCUGGUGGAUGCUGCUUCUGUGGGGAUCAAGAUCAAGAGUUCUCAAGGAGGCCAUAUCGUCGAAGUUGGCGAACGCAUCAAGCGGGCUGUAGCAGAGCAGACAGACCCGUUUCACCCGGAAAACCCAGAUAUCCGCGGAGCCACCAUUCUGGAAUUUACAGAUCCUGUUACAGACUAUAAAGACGGGAAAGCUUCUCUGAACACGGUCGUCGUAUCCCCUGGACGACUGGAUCGGAGUCCCUGCGGCACUGGCACUUGCGCCCGGCUUGCGGUUCUCCAUGCUAGAGGACAAUUAGCGGAUGGCGAGCCUCUUUACCAUUAUGGUAUUACUGGGACGGAGUUUAUCGGCCGGAUUCAUGGCACCACAAAAGUCGGAGAUUAUGAUGCUGUUUAUCCUUCUGUGACUGGCAGUGCUUGGAUUACGAGCUUCAAACAGGUUGUUUUGGAUGCGACGGAUCCAUUCCCAGAAGGGUUGCGGGUUGGAGACGUGUGGAAAAUGGACGCUGAGGAAAGAGGAGUCUGA
Molecule: messenger RNA, 1050 nt
Organism: Aspergillus caelatus
Lineage: Eukaryota; Fungi; Ascomycota; Eurotiomycetes; Eurotiales; Aspergillaceae
Product: proline racemase family protein
Exons: 1
Coding region: 1-1050 (349 amino acids)
Molecular function (GO): 4-hydroxyproline epimerase activity
Source: RefSeq, a predicted model, not a curated record